AUGGAAGGGGACGAUCCUCAUCUGCAUGACCCUCGAGGUCAGAACGCCAACGAGGAUGCAGCCAGAUCCCGUGGUCCUGUCUACGCCAACGAACCUAUUGCGACGCCGAGUAGCCCUGGUGAAUCGAUUCGCCAGAGAAACCUUCCUCUUUCGUUACUUCUCUCGCCUCCGUCUACUUCACCAUUGUUUCCUUUGAAUGGAAAUAAUUCAAGCCCUCAACAGUAUUUGCAUCGGCAAUACAAUGGAUCCCGUCUACCACUGCAUGCCACAGGGCUCCAGGAUACUACCUACUCCCACACCAAUGGGUCUCAGCCCCUUCAUGACUCCAACACGGGCGCGCGGUUCAGGAGUGAGGCUGACCUGGAGAAUCCAUUCAGAGAAAGACGAGAAAGGUCCCAGCCCAUCUAUGACUCCAACCGGGGAACGCAGCUCAGACGUGAGGCCGAGCUGGCAAAUCCAUUCAGAGAACGACGGGAAAGACCCAACUCCACGUACGAGCAAGGGCGAGCUCGCAGCAGAAGCCCUCGCCGCAUGAUUCAACAUGUUGAUACCGGUGGAUACCGAGAACGACCAAGAGAUCCAUGGAUGGGACUACCAGCGCCGAAAAAUUUUCCUCGUGAGACAUAUGUUCCUCCAGGACCAAAUGACAUGCUGCCACAGCGUCUACCUAGCUCUUCCUCGACACUAUCCCCAGAUUGUACCCCUCGCGGUCGUGAUCAUCGUCCGAGCCAUCCAGAAGAUUCAUUCAGAGAGCUGUAUCCUACCAAAGAUCACAACCCGUAUGGCCACCGCCGAAACCAGCGGCCGAAGCGUGUUCCUGAAACAUCAGGCGAGCGACACCCAGCCACUGAAACAAAAAAGGAUAUCAACAACGCUGAUGAAGACCAUUUGUGUGAGUUCGCUGCUCCAUGCCGAAUGAAUCCCUCGCCUGAUGGAAUGCACUAUCGAAAAGUCGUGUCCCACGUGUUUGGUAGGAACAAGGCUGUGACCAAGCUCUUUCCAGUCGGCGUCUGGGUCCAUUAUUGCCGAAAGCACUAUCAGCGAGCUCGUUACCGUGCAGACCAAUGGCCAUUCACGCAGUGUGAUCUCCUCUUAGAGUCACUGCGACGAAUGGAGAUCUGGAACGGAGUGGAGAGUUUCGAACUCAUCCUCCGUCGUCGUGAGCAGGUGCGUGUCAGGCGUGAAUCCGAGGUAGGAACCGCCUCAAAUGAAUCCAAGAACACUACCUCCACCAACCAGUCCCAAGUUCAAGGCAGCAAGACCCAGCUCGUCGUCGUCCGACCACCAGGUCGCAAACAUCCCACUGCCAUCACCGCUCCCGUCCCGGACUGGCUUCGCCAAUACGUCGGCCACGGCAAGACAUUUGCAGACAUUCGUGAAAUCAUCGAAAGGGUACGCAGCUACAUGACCAGGCUACGGAAUUCGGAGGUCGCGCAACAGCUCAAGAACGCUCCCCAGCCCCCUGAUACCUUGGAACCCCCUCGACGUGCUGCCGCUUCGAACUGCAAGAAAGGACGCCCUGCCAAACCUGCCAAUCGGGACCCCAUCAAUAUAAGAGGUAGCAAGGUUCGAUUCCCCGAUAUUGAGAUCCUUCCUCGUUUCAAACCAUGGGUCAAAGAGGCGGCCCUCCGCCAACGAUCUGCCGCUGCAUCCUCCCUGCAAGAAAAUAACCAAAGAGACUCGGGGAAGUCUCUGUCUAGGGCACAUACCAUGAGAGAAACUUGGGAUUUUCGUACCGUCUCUGCUCGGGCUUUCUCCCGCCCCUCAAUCAAUGAGGGCCAUGCUGAUAAUGAACUUACGUUGUACCCCCAAGACCGGCACUCCGAGCUUAGUUCCACCAGUGAUACUCCUGUGGCUACUGGGUCAGAGAUCCAGGCUCACAUUGGCAGGGCUGGCACCAACCGUGGCCAGUCUGAGAGCCAGCGACGACGAAGUGAACGGGUCUAUAUGAAGGCCCUAGACCGUGUCUCUCGCCAGGGGUCUGUCAAGAAACCUGGCGAUGAAAGUGAAACAUAG
This is a messenger RNA of Penicillium paradoxum, 2016 nucleotides long. Its product is annotated as putative pathogenicity factor. The transcript has 3 exons. The record is from RefSeq and is a predicted model, not a curated record. Bases 1 to 2016 code for a protein of 671 amino acids. Lineage: Eukaryota; Fungi; Ascomycota; Eurotiomycetes; Eurotiales; Aspergillaceae.